Diplodia corticola is the source of this 1923-nucleotide messenger RNA. RefSeq lists its product as uncharacterized. Bases 1 to 1923 code for a protein of 640 amino acids. The transcript is spliced from 2 exons. The record is from RefSeq and is a predicted model, not a curated record. Lineage: Eukaryota; Fungi; Ascomycota; Dothideomycetes; Botryosphaeriales; Botryosphaeriaceae.
AUGCUCUCCCGCGCGCUCCGCGCCCGCCCUCAAGCAGCACGCCCGCGACUCGCGCAAAUGGCGAACCACCUAAGCAGCGCCGCCAACGGCGCAUCGAGCAACUCGCAAACCUUCAAAAGCCUCCGCGACCUUCCCAAGUCGAAUGUCUUCACCUCCAAUCUCCCCUCCGACCCGGCCUUCGAGACGCCCAAAGACUCGCACAAUGCGCCGCGCGAGACCCUCGGGCCGCGCAUGGUGAAAGGCGCGCUAUACACAUACGUACGGCCGGAGCCGGCGCUGGCGCCAGAGCUGCUCGCCGUCAGCGACGCGGCGAUGCGGGACCUAGCGCUCGCGGCAGAGGCGGAGAAGGAGCAAGAGUUCGUGCACGCACUCGCAGGCAACGAGAUCAUAUCGUGGGACGAGAACACAUUCGAAGGCAUCUACCCGUGGGCGCAGUGCUAUGGCGGUUUCCAGUUCGGGCAGUGGGCCGGCCAACUCGGCGACGGACGCGCCAUCUCGCUGUUCGAGACGACGAAUCCUAGCACCGGCGUGCGGUACGAGCUGCAGCUCAAGGGCGCCGGCAAGACGCCCUACUCGCGCUUCGCCGAUGGCAAGGCGGUGCUCCGAUCAAGCAUUCGCGAGUUCGUCGUCUCCGAGUACCUCAACGCCCUGAAGAUCCCGACCACCCGCGCCCUGUCUCUCGUCCUGUGCCCUCGCGCCAAGGUUCUGCGCGAACGCAUGGAGCCCGGCGCCAUCGUCGCCCGAUUCGCCCAGAGCUGGAUCCGGCUGGGUACAUUCGACCUACUCCGUGCGCGUAACGACCGGAAGCUUUUGCGUCAGCUCGCCGAGUACACCGCCGAGCACGUAUAUGGCGGUUGGGAGAAGCUCCCUGCAAAGCUGCAGAAGCCCGAAGAAGACCGGACCACCGUAACUCGCGGCGUAGCCAAAGACGUCAUCGAGGGCGAAGGCAAGGACGCCGAGAACCGUUUCGUGCGCCUGUACCGCGAGAUAGCGCGGCGCAACGCGACGACGGUGGCAGCAUGGCAGGCGUACGGCUUCAUGAACGGCGUGCUGAACACGGACAACACAUCCAUCCUCGGGCUGAGCAUGGACUACGGGCCCUUUGCCUUCAUGGACAACUUUGACCCGAGCUACACGCCCAACCACGACGACCACAUGCUGCGCUACAGCUACCGCAACCAGCCCACCAUUGUCUGGUGGAACCUCGUGCGGCUGGGCGAGGCGCUGGGCGAGCUCCUCGGCGCCGGCGCCCGCUGCGACGAGGAAGAAUUCGUCACCCAGGGCGUGCGCGAGAACUGGGCCCAGGAGCUGAUCGAGCGCGCCGAGCACGUCAUCGACCAGACCGGCGAGGAGUACAAGGCCGUCUUCAUCCAAGAGUACAAGCGCCUGAUGACGGCGCGCCUUGGCCUGCGCACCCAAAAGCCGAGCGACUUUGACGACCUCUUCUCCGAGUGGCUCGACCUCAUGGAAGCCCACGAGCUUGACUUCAACCAGUCUUUCCGCCGCCUCAGCGACGUAAGGACUGCGGAUCUAGACACGGGCGAGCAGCGCGAGCAGCUCGCCGCCCGCUUCUUCCACGACGACGGCGUCGCCGGGGGCGAGGAUGCCGCCCGCCAGCGCAUCGCCAAGUGGCUGGAGAGCUGGCAGCAGCGCGUCCUCGAAGACUGGGGCGAGGGCAAGGAUGAGGAGCGCAGCACCUCCAUGAAGAGCGUGAACCCGAAGUUCGUUCCCAAGGGCUGGGUCCUUGACGAGCUCAUCGAUCGUGUCGAGCACAAAAAGGAGCGCGACAUCUUGAAGACUGUCAUGAAUAUGUCUCUGAACCCGUUCGAGGAGAAGUGGGGACUGGACGAAAAGGACGAGGAGCGGUUCUGCGCGGAUCCGCCCAAGUACAACAGGGCGAUGCAGUGUAGCUGCAGCUCAUAG